UGCCUGUUUUAUGGUCAUUCUGUAUUGAUUCAUGGUUUCUUGUAUGUGGAGUUUCUUGUUUCUGUUAUUUAUUUCUGUUCACUGUUCUUAUUGCCUGUUGUCUGAUAUUGUGCAAAGGCCAUUACUCUUCCUUUGUCUGGGGUUCUAUAGAAUUAAUGGGUAGAAUUUUAGAACGUAGCUAAGGAAGGUAGCAAAGAUAAUGAUUUGUCGCGACGCUUGAGCUAAAUAACUUUUGUGUUUAAUGUUUAAUAAUGUUUAAUGGAGAUGAAACUGAAUUAUUUCAGAAGAAUAUUAAAGCUAUAAUUAUAAUCUAUGUUAUAAUUAUAACCAUACAAAAUGCAUAUACAUAACCAAAGAAAUCUAUGAUGAGAUUUAUACUUUUAUAUUUACAAAAAUUACAUAUAUAUUUUUACAUUUACAAAAAUUAGAUAAGCCAAGAAAUUUUUCAAUACUCUAAUUAGUACUUAUAGAAGAAAACUGUUAUAAUGCUUGCAUCUCCACCGAAUCCCAAGUUUUUGUUGCAUGGUGAUAUGAAGGAAAGUGUAUACAGUUUAUUAUUCUCAAUUAAUUCUAAUAUAGAACAUCUGUAUGCUGGUGAUGGAAAAGGCAUAGUUUAUAUUUGGGACUUAAAGAAAAAUAGAAUAAAAGCUCAAUUAUCAGAUGGAGAUAGUCCAUGUUUUAACUUGCAUAUAACUAAUGUUGCUGAUUUGAUAGUACAACGAAGACAUGGUAUAAUCGAUAUAUAUAAAACAAGUGAAUCAAACUGGGUGUUAAAUAAAAGUGUCAACUAUAAAUAUUGCAGUUUCUGCAGGUCCCAGUUAUUGCCAGAGAAGGAUGCAAUAGUAGUUCCACUUGAUUCUGCAGCAGUAGGAAUAUUAUCAUUAAAAACUUUCAAUAUUGAAUCAACAUUAGAUCCUGUCAAACUGUCUUAUUAUAAUCAGUUGGGUACUGUGAUGUCAGUAAAACCAUUAAUACAUAUAAAUGGUUUGAUUUUAAUUGCUUAUGAGGGUGGACAAUUAUUAUUGUGGGACAUGAAAAAGAAUGAUGUCCUUAGUUCUCUUAACAUAGAACAAUAUCCAAUGACUUUUGAUUUUGAUGCUUCUUUGAUGCAAGGAAUUGUUGGUAGUGCAUCAGACAAAUUAGAGGUUUUUAAAAUGUCUCAAAGUCAUAUUUUAUCCUACAAAUUUACAAAAAUUUUGAAUCAUGUUUCUGGUAUAUCCAUGCUUUCGAUAAGACCAGAUAAAAAAAUAGUUACAGCUGGUUGUUGGGAUGGGCGGAUGAUGUUAUUUUCUUGGAAAAAAUUAAGGCCACUUGCGAUAUUAAAAGAACACACAGAAAGCAUAUAUGAUAUUAUUUAUUCACAUUGUGAAGUCGAGGCUUAUGAUACUAAAUGUUUAAUGGCAGCAACAGGCAAAGAUAGCUACAUAUCCCUGUGGGAUAUAUAUAAUUAGAAAUUGUAAAUAUUAGCAGAAUAUAUUUAUGGAGAAUA
Messenger RNA from Harpegnathos saltator (Jerdon's jumping ant), 1489 nucleotides. Its product is annotated as guanine nucleotide-binding protein subunit beta-like protein 1. The record is from RefSeq and is a predicted model, not a curated record. The transcript has 5 exons. Gene Ontology annotation, molecular function: protein binding. NCBI's taxonomy places the organism in Eukaryota, Metazoa, Arthropoda, Insecta, Hymenoptera, Formicidae. Bases 486 to 1451 code for a protein of 321 amino acids.